This is a messenger RNA of Solanum dulcamara, 3792 nucleotides long. RefSeq names its product villin-2-like. The record is from RefSeq and is a predicted model, not a curated record. The coding region runs from base 538 to 3375 and encodes 945 amino acids. NCBI's taxonomy places the organism in Eukaryota, Viridiplantae, Streptophyta, Magnoliopsida, Solanales, Solanaceae. Gene Ontology annotation, biological process: cytoskeleton organization; actin filament severing. Gene Ontology annotation, molecular function: actin filament binding. The transcript is spliced from 23 exons.
AUUAUUGGAGAACACAGCAAAAUCCAAAAGUACAAAGGUAACCGGAAAAACCACCGGCGCCGUCGCUACGAUCGCCGGAUUCUCUGCCUAAAUUUAGUAAACGUGGGAGUAAAAGCAUUUUCAUCUCUCUCUUCAACUCCGUUUCUUUCUCUCUCUAAAAAAGUAUCAUUUCUCUUUCUUCAUUUCCGCAUAUUCUGUCUGCAAAAGAAUUAUCAGAUUUUCUGCAAUCAAUUCUCAAAAGCCUCAAAAAAGUUAUAGAGAGAGAAAGAGAGAGAGAGAGAAAGGGGAAAAACAAACGUUGCAGCCCAUUACUGCUAUUAUUCCCUUCCUUUUUCUCCCUCUCUCUCUUUUUUUUUUUUAUAUUUGCCAGCUCGGUUUCUCUUUUCUGUUGUACCCUUUUGUUUUCUCUAUCUCAAAACGUUCAAGGAGAGACCUCCCGAGUUGGUGUUUAGGAUAUCGGAAUAGCUGAAGUUGGCAGCUUCAACAAUCUAGGUUCUUUUUCUUCCUUGAAAGAGAUAGCAGGGAAGAUUUUGCAUCAUGUCUAGCUCUGUUAAAGCCUUAGAACCUGCAUUUCAGGGUGCGGGUCAGAGAAUAGGGUCUGAAAUUUGGAGAAUUGAGGAUUUCCAACCAGUUCCAUUGCCAAAGUCUGAAUGUGGUAAAUUCUACUCGGGUGAUUCGUACAUCAUCUUGCAGACAACUUCUGGCAAGGGAGGUUCUUAUAUAUAUGAUAUACACUUCUGGCUUGGAAAGGAAACUAGUCAGGAUGAAGCUGGAACUGCAGCUAUCAAAACUGUUGAGCUUGACGCGAUUCUUGGAGGGCGAGCAGUACAGCAUAGGGAAAUCCAAGGUUAUGAAUCGGACAAAUUUUUAUCAUACUUUAAGCCAUGCAUUAUACCAUUGGAAGGUGGUAUUGCAUCUGGAUUCAAGAAACCAGAAGAGGAAGAAUUUGUAACAAGGUUGUAUGUCUGCAAGGGCAAACGAGUUGUCAGGAUGAAGCAGGUUCCAUUUUCCCGGUUGUCUCUAAAUCAUGAUGAUGUGUUCGUUCUGGACUCUGAAGACAAGAUAUAUCAGUUCAAUGGUGCGAAUUCCAAUAUCCAGGAGAGGGCCAAAGCAUUAGAAGUUAUUCAGUUCUUGAAGGACAAGUAUCACGAGGGGACAUGUGAUGUUGCAAUUGUUGAUGAUGGGAAUUUACAAGCUGAGACAGAUUCCGGUUCGUUCUGGGUGCUCUUUGGUGGCUUUGCUCCAAUUGGCAAAAAGGUUGCUAGUGAAGAUGAUAUUGUUCCAGAGAAGACACCUGCUAAACUUUAUAGCAUUACUGAUGGUCAAGUCAGUCCCGUGGACGGUGAACUUUCAAAAUCCAGCUUAGAAAACAAUAAAUGCUAUCUUUUGGAUUGUGGUGCUGAGGUAUUUGUUUGGGUUGGUCGUGUAACUCAACUGGAAGAGAGGAAAGCUGCCACUCAAGCUGCAGAGGAAUUUCUUUCCAGUCAAAAUAGACCCAAGUCAACAUAUGUAACCCGACUUAUUCAAGGCUAUGAAACAUAUUCAUUCAAGUCCAACUUUGACUCUUGGCCAUCAGGGUCUGCACCGGCUGCUGAGGAGGGAAGAGGAAAAGUAGCAGCUUUGCUGAAGCAACAAGGGAUUGGUGUUAAAGGUGCUAGCAAAAGUGCUCCUGUAAAUGAGGAAGUCCCUCCGUUGCUUGAAGGGGGUGGAAAAAUAGAGGUUUGGCGUAUCAAUGGUAGUGCAAAGACCCCAGUCACUGGAGAUGAUAUUGGUAAAUUUCACAGUGGAGAUUGCUAUAUCGUUCUUUACACAUACCACCACAGUGACAGGAAAGAAGAUUAUUAUCUAUGCUGGUGGAUUGGAAAGGAUUGCAUUGAGGAGGACCAAAACAUGGCUGCUAAAUUGGCUAGUACAAUGUGCAAUUCACUUAAAGGGAGACCCGUGCUGGGUCGCAUAUAUCAAGGGAAAGAACCACCACAAUUUGUUGCAAUCUUCCAGCCCAUGUUGGUCCUUAAGGGUGGAUUAAGCUCUGGCUAUAAAAAUUAUAUUGCCGACAAAGGCCUGAAUGAUGAAACCUACACUGCUGAUUCUGUGGCACUUAUUCAAGUAUCUGGAACUUCUGUGCAUAACAACAAAGCAGUUCAAGUUGAUGCUGUGGCAGCUUCACUGAACUCUAAUGGGUGUUUUCUUCUGCAAUCUAACUCAUCAGUAUUUAGUUGGCAUGGAAACCAGAGUACCUAUGAGCAGCAGCAAUUAGCAGCAAAAAUUGCAGAAUUCUUGAAGCCAGGAGUGACUGUGAAGCACACUAAAGAAGGAACAGAGAGCUCAUCUUUCUGGUUUGCUGUGGGAGGAAAACAAAGUUACACCAGCAAGAAAGUAGCCCCAGAGGUCACCAGAGAUCCCCACUUGUUUGCGUAUUCAAUUAAUAAAGGAAAAUUUGAGAUUGAAGAAAUCUACAACUUCUCUCAAGAUGAUUUAUUGACCGAGGAUGUUUUAUUACUUGAUACACAUGCUGAAGUGUUUGUUUGGGUUGGUCAGUCAUCAGAUCCCAAAGAAAAGCAAAGUUCUUUUGAAAUUGGACAGAAAUACAUAGAGAUGGCUGCAUGUUUGGAAGGGGUGUCUCCUAAUGUUCCAUUGUAUAAAGUCACGGAAGGAAAUGAGCCUUGCUUCUUUACAACAUUUUUCUCCUGGGAUCCUGCAAAAGCUAUUGCACACGGAAACUCAUUCCAGAAGAAGGUUAUGCUACUCUUUGGAGUUGGUCAUGCUUCAGAGAAACAGCCAAGGUCCAAUGGUACAAAUCAAGGUGGGUCAACCCAAAGAGCUUCUGCUUUGGCUGCUUUGAACUCUGCAUUUAAUUCACCAUCUUCAGCAAAAUCCGGUUCUUCACCAAGAUCAGGGAAAAGCCCUGGUUCACAGAGAGCAGCUGCAAUAGCUGCUUUAUCUUCUGUUCUCAGUGCUGAAAAGAAGCAGUCACCUGAGGGCAGCUCUCCACUCCAAUUAAGUAGAAGUUCAUCAGUAGAUCCUAUUCCCCUUGGGAAUGGAGUUUCUACUACUGAGGUUUUGGAUUCCAAAGAAGUUCCAGAACGCAAGGAGACCGAGACAGUUGAACAUGCAGAGACCGGUGGGGAAGACGUAGGACCGAAGCCAGAAGCAGAACAGGAGGAAACUGGCAGUGAUGGUAGUCAGACUACAUUUAGCUAUGAACGGCUGAAGGCUAAAUCUAAAAAUCCUGUCACCCGGAUUGAUUUCAAAAGGAGAGAGGCUUAUCUCUCUGAUGAGGAGUUCCAAUCCAUACUGAAAAUGACAAAAGAAUCUUUCUAUAAGUUGCCUAAAUGGAAGCAAGAUAUCCACAAAAAGAAAGUCGAUCUCUUCUAAAAUCUGAACUGAGACCAAGGUGGUGUCUCCUGUGCUCUCAAUAUUGCAGUUCAUUCUUUCACACAGUUUCUUGCUGAAGCUACCUAUUUUUACGGGUACAUAUUGCCAUGAUUGGUAUUUGCAUUUUGCUGUCCGCUUCUGUGGAACCAAGGUUUUUGUGUUCUUGGUUGUUUUUUCCCUUCAAUUUGUGAUGCCUGCUUGAAGAGUGAUAAUUUUUGAGUUCUCUCUUAUACUGCUGCUUUAUCAGUACAAUGUCAAGUCUGUAGUUGAAAGUCAGCAGUCAGGUCAAUUCUUUGAUUCCCCUCCCUAUGUAUCUUAGUUCUGAUGUAUCAUUUAUUUGUUAAUUGAAGGGUGUGUGUAAAGACUUAUAUUAUAUUGUAACUGAUGCAGUAACCAUCUGCUUCUGUUUUUGUUGAA